Molecule: messenger RNA, 288 nt
Organism: Caenorhabditis remanei
Lineage: Eukaryota; Metazoa; Nematoda; Chromadorea; Rhabditida; Rhabditidae
Exons: 2
Coding region: 1-288 (95 amino acids)
Source: RefSeq, a predicted model, not a curated record
AUGAUGACCCGGGUUUUUGGCACCGAGCCUAAUGUUCGAUUGCAAAAGAAGUUCAUGUCCGUGACAUCCCCUCAAGCGAAGAAAGAGCUAACAAAGAUGGGAAUGGAGAAGAAGUAUGUCGACGAGUAUGCUGCGAUGAUCGAUGAAUACGAGAAGAGAUACGCAGCACUUAAAAAGGAUGAAAAUGAAUUUCAGGAGAAAUUCAAAACAUAUAUGAAGAAGCUGCCAUCAAAGCAGAUCACUCUUUUGAACAAUUGGUUCAAUAUGCAUGCAUCAGAAUCUAAUUGA